UCGCCGCUGUCGGUAUAUGUUAAUGGCAAAGCGGAAUAAUGCCAAGCGUAUAGCGUUUCAAGCGCGACGGUAACAAAAACAAAAUAUAUUUACGCAAAACGAACGUGUGAAUAAUACAAAAAGAAAAGCAAAAAAAAACAAAAAACGACUUAAACGAAACGAUGUUGUUCUUGGCACGCAUAUACACAUAAACUAAGUCGCAGUGAAAAAAUUUUGGACUGCUUAUGAUGUGUUUGUGUGUGCGUGUCGUGCGAAGUGUAAGUGAGCGGAAGCGCGAAGCGAUUUUCAAAAGGAAAUUGAACCAAAUUCAAUUGAAGUGCUUUGGGUGAUAAAAAAAGAAUUGAAUAAGGAAAAUGUAAAAACGUACAUAUAUAUUUAUAUAAAUUUACAUUUAAUUAACGAAAAUAUAUUUAUAUAUAUUUGCCCAUAAAAGUAAUUAAUAUACUUAAAAAAAAAAGGUUGCAAUGGAAAUUGUGCGUGCAAAAAGGAUAACACAAAGAGAAUAUGUCAAAUAUAAAAGAGCCUUUGUUCACCUAAAAGUCGCGACCAGCUGUGUAAGGCGUCUGAAAUUAACUGAGCCCCAUGAAGAUGAUUGUCGAAGUAAAGAGCAAAUGAAAUGAAUACGUGAAAAGUGGUGCAAUCAAAUUUAUUACCAAUUUAAAUGGACAACAACAAUUAUUGGCAUCAUAAAAGUAAAGCAAAUAAAAAACGUAAAAAGCAACAAAACUCGACCGUUAACGUUGUGAGGAGAUAACUCCACAAUAGCGCUGAGGCCAAAAUGUUGCUGAUGCCGUUGGUUAGCCAAAUGUGUUGUUGUUGGGUGCGAGUGUGAAAUCGAAACGAAUGUGUAAGCAGAGGAAAAAUGCGUUUGCACGGCAAUAAACGCCAAAAAUUAAAACAGCAACAACAACAACGGCAACAGCAACUACAUUAUAGCAACAAUAAAAACGACAAGAACGUAAAAAUAGUCGAAGGAGCAGAAGUAAAUCAACGAAUUUGUGACAACGAGCACCCACUGCAUGUAGAGCAACACGAACUACAGCAUAAAGAGCAGAGAAUAGGGCAGCAGCGGCAGCAGCAACGAAUUGAGGGAAAACAGAAAGAAGUUGACUAUUUAAGCUGUGUGGCGCCAGCGUUAGUGAGUGACAGUCAGAAGGCCGCUGCAAGUAAAUAUCCACACUCAGAAACAACCGAAAGAACUGCAGCGUUUAUAACUCGUCAACGCAAUUCAGCGCUCUCAGCUGCAGCCAGGUCACUUCAUACCAGACCGUUGCUGCUGCAAGCCGUGCCACACUUUCUCAUACUCCUCGCUCUUUGCUGCACGAUGCCACCGCAAGUGCAAGCCGAUUGGCUAAUGGAUUGUGGCGACUGCCUUUGCAAGUGGCAAUCGGGUAAAAAGACUGCAGACUGCAAAAAUCUCACACUUAACGCAGUGCCGGAGAAUCUAAGCAACGAGGUGCAAGUGCUCGAUCUCUCCUUCAAUCGCGUCGCGAUACUCGAACAGAAUGCCUUCCUCAAUGCUGACCUACAUAAUCUACACAAACUCUUCAUGCGCAAUGCCUCGCUGCAGCAGAUCGAUCCGCGCACCUUUACACAGCUGGAAAUUCUCAUUGAAGUGGACCUGUCAAAUAAUCUACUGCGUAAUCUGCAGGCAAAUGUGUUUGCGCGUCUGAUUAAGGUGCGUGCGAUUGUGUUGAAUGGCAACCUCUUGGAGUCGCUCUCAGAUGGCGUCUUCCAAAAUCUCAAGUACCUGCAUAAGGUCGAGUUGAAAUACAACCGACUGACGCGCAUCGGUCAGCAGUCCUUCAACAAUGUGCCGCUCCUUUCGCAAAUCUAUUUGGAUGGCAAUCGUUUAAAUUUCCUGCGGAAGGAGUCCUUUGAAUCACUGAAACGUCUUACCGCGCUCUCAUUAGAUUCCAACCCCUGGAAUUGUACAUGCGAACUGCAAAUAUUUCGUGACUUUGUGCUGAAGCGGAAUCUUUAUACGCCACCUACAGCUUGCUAUUACCCCGUACACCUGCGCGGCAUGUUAUGGGUGGAGGAUCAGCCAGAGGCGUUUGCAUGUAAGCCGCGUAUCAUAUUUCCGGCACGUGGCGCAUCCGUCAGCACGUCAAAAGAGAAUGUGACGUUAGUGUGUCGUGUUCACGCUUCACCGAACACAGUCAUCACUUGGGACUACAAUAGACAACAAUAUCGCGCCUCGACCAACAAUAUCGGCAGCAGCACUGGCAGCAACACAGUGCCCACCAACAGCGCCAGUGGCGUCAGCUGUUGCGGCAAUGGUCAAGCACAACGUUUGCAUAUACAACUGCUGCGUGAUGAGCAGACGAAGGAGAAGGAGUUCGGUCGUGAUGUGUUCAUCUCACGUCUUACACUUGUAGCGGCGGAGAAGAGCGAUGAGGGUGUAUAUACGUGCGUAGCGGAGAAUGCCGGCGGCAAGGAUGCAGUGCAAAUCAAUUUACUCGUGCAAAGACCGAGUCCACGCGAAUUGCUGCUGCAGGGCAAUGUCGUUGUUGCUGCUUCACUUAUGGCGUUGGGCUUAAUCGGUGUGUCCGUGUUGCUUGCACUCACCACCUGCUGCAUUUACAAACGCUUCAAGGCAAUGAGCCCUACCAGUCUACGGCAUCAUCAUCAUCUCGAUGUGGCGGGCCAAUUGACGCCCGGCAUGGAUGGUCAGCAUACGACGACGACUACAGUGGCUGGUGGCACGGAUGUGGUGCUCGGUAUGGAGGAUGCAGUUGGAAGUUAUAAGCAUCAUUUGCAAAAGAAAAAUGCCAAUGGUGAUGUGAUGGAGGGAAAGGGUGUCGGUGGUGGUGGCAUGGGUGUAAACAGCGGUAAAUACUCAGAGGUGAUAAAACAUGGCGUGACUGUGAUGGAUAAUGGCGGAAUGCUGUCGAGCGUCGGCAGUCGAGGAGGCCGAAUUGAUGGCACCAGUGCGCACGGUGCUGGCCAACUGGCGGACAAAAUGUAUUUGGAGCGAAGCAAUGAAGAUGCGCUCCACAUCAAGUACCCGCAUGGACCGUCCGCAGUUGAAAUAAAUCGUCUGCUCAAUGCAACAUCUACAACAACAUUGGACAUGACUUCCAGUGGCAAAGGUGGGCACGGCGGCAGUGGUGACGGUCUUGGCGGUGGCAAAUGGCGCACGGAAGUUCAAAUUACCGAAGGCCACCUGGGCGGCGGCGGGCGUGCUGGUGAAUAUCAACCUGACCUGCUGCCCGCAUACAGCACCCACAAAGCAGUCAACAAUAGUUGUAGCAACAGUAACAUUAAUGGUCAUGCCAACAAUGUGGCCAGCAAUCAGCAAGGACAGCUUUAUAGUCCGAUAAAAGCAACGAGGACAAUAAAUCUGCACGAUGACCAGCAAAUGUCACAGCAACAACAACAGCAACAGCAACAACAACAUCCAACACAUCAACAACCAAUUGUGGCCAAGAGUAAAUAUAAUAUUAGCGCGCAAGAAUAUCUGCAGUCCAGGUACGGCGCUGCCAGCAAACCCAACGACAAGACAUUGCGUCGCGGUGAGGUGAUUGCGGUGGCGACGACGAGCAUUGCGCUGAACACCACUGGUUCCUUGCCAACGACAACUGUUAGCGCGUCAAGUGGCGCGUCGCCACAAGCGGAAAGUGGCUUCUCAACGUUGCAACGACAUAGUAAAUCAGUCGCGUUGCCAGCGCGCACACCCACCGAUACACACCACGCGACGAGCUAUGGCUACGAGUAUCGUCAGCCACCACCACCACCCUACAAUUCUGCGCAUCGGACAGCGAGCGGCUUGCAGCUGCUGCAGCGUCGUACCAGCAUCAACAAUGAACAAUGCAACGAACAGUUGAAUUCGAUGAAGGAUCUGGGCUAUCGGGAGACUUUCGGUGGUGGUGGUGUUGGUGUGGGUGAUGGUGCGCGUCAGACUAUUGUGACAGCAUCCUCCUCAUUGCAAUUCCUCACGACUACCGGUUACGGUGGUAAUGUGGCGCCCCAACGGCAACUACUUUGAUUGUCAGCGCAAGCGGGUGUCUUGGGAUAGAAAAUUGGGCGGCUGCUUUAAGCGGCAACCAAAGCUUGAGAAUUUGUACAGGCGGUUAAGAGUUGGACUAAG
Molecule: messenger RNA, 4093 nt
Organism: Ceratitis capitata (Mediterranean fruit fly)
Lineage: Eukaryota; Metazoa; Arthropoda; Insecta; Diptera; Tephritidae
Exons: 3
Coding region: 863-3991 (1042 amino acids)
Molecular function (GO): protein binding
Source: RefSeq, a predicted model, not a curated record